Soboliphyme baturini is the source of this 1201-nucleotide messenger RNA. The record is from the annotation of a GenBank genome assembly. NCBI's taxonomy places the organism in Eukaryota, Metazoa, Nematoda, Enoplea, Dioctophymatida, Soboliphymatidae.
CAGUUCAGAGCAUUCCGUUGCCUAUUUCGCAGUUCUGCCUUUUAAUUGGAUAGUUUUGAAGCUGUGAUAGACCGUUUUCGUAAAAUUCGUCUUUCAGAGUUUGAUUAUUACUUAUAUCGACGUUAUUGUUUCGUUAGGUUUGCGAAAGGUUCAUCCUUACUGGUUUCAGUUCGUCGUUUUUACGAAAAGACGAUGGAUUGGUAGACAGCUGUUGGAGGUGAUGAACAAAGAACUUCAUUCCCUCUAUGCAAAUUAUUUCGAAGAUUCAAUAAAACUUGGGAGGAUCACGGUGAACGACGCCAAGGUCGAUGUCAGCUACAAACUGAAAGACAGCGACAUUGUUCGAAAUAUAUGCCAUAGGCAUGAAAUGCCUGUAUUGGACCGAUCAGUCAAAAUAAUUGCUGACACGGACGAGCUGAUCGCCAUAAAUAAGCCCUGCUCCCUUCCAGCAAAGAACGUACUUCAUCGCCUUGAUCGUCUUACUUCUGGCUUAGUUAUCAUGCCGAAAAGUUUGGAAGUGGAUGUAAAGUUAAAGAGCCAAAUCCUUUCGCGACAAGUGAAGAAAGAAUACGUUUGCAUGGUCGAGGGAGAAUUUUUGAGUGACGAAGUGACGUGUGAGCAGCCACUGAAAAUUCUUCAUAAAAAUAUGGGCAUUCAGCAGGCAGCCAUUGAUGGCAAAGCCUGCUGUACAACAUUCAAGCGGUUGUGCACCGAUGGGAAACAUUCGCUUAUCUUGUGUUUGCCUGUCACCGGUCGAACACACCAGAUCAGGGUUCAUCUUCAGUAUUUAGGCUUCCCCAUUGUCAAUGACCAAAUAUACAAUAACGAGGUGUUUGGGUCUUGUAAAGGCAAAGACGGCAAGUAUGGAAAGACUGUCGAGCAGUUAAUCACUGACGUUAGUAAGGCGUUUGGAUCUGAAAAUUGGAUAAACGACUAUGAAGUGGACAUUGAAAAAUUCAUGAAGUCUAGAAACUCUUCAGACUGUAGCGCAUUAUCGCAUAUGGGCUUGACGGAGCCGCCUCCGCCAUACGAUCAAAACUGCCCCAGCUGUCAUCUGACUUUUAAAGACCCAAAAGCGGAAGAUCUGGAACUGUAUUUGCACUGUUGGAGAUAUACGGGUCCAGACUGGUCUUUUGAAUGUCCCCUUCCUGACUGGGCCACGGACUUAAUGCGUAGAGCAGCGGAGCCUGUUGCUGCGUAA